AGCGGAACGCCACCAAAUAAAGCAGAAUCGGCACACAUAGCAGCGCAAUUUGCCGCAGAAGUAGCAAAAAAAGCAGCAGAAAAGGAUACUAUGGAAAUAGAGACAGUAGAUAAUGUAGUUAGGACUAAUAAACCAAGUGAGUCUAGCUCUAGUAAUGUAAUAAAUAGUGUUAGUAGAGAAAGUAAAGAUAAAUUGAACAAUAGCAUAGCAAGUAAGGCCGAGUCAGUGAAUAGUGAAACAGUGGACAGUGUUGGAAAGGCAGUUCCUGAAUCAGUGGAGGUCACCAAACCUCAGCCCAGCAAGACUCUCAGCCAUUGCCACCACAGCCGAUGCCUCAGCAAGCUCAGCAGCCUUUGCAGCAGUUGUCACAGCAGCCACCACAACAGUUGCCACAGCAGCAACCACCACCACCACAACAGCAUCAGCCACAGCAGCCACCACCGCAGAUACAGCAACAGCCCCCACAGCAUCAAGCACAGCAUCAACCACAGAAGCAGAAGUCCCCAGCUCCACAGCAGCCAGUACAGCCCCAGGCACAGCCUCAGGCACAGCCUCAGGCACAGCCUCAGGCACAGCCCCAGCCGCAGCCCCAACCUCAGUCCCCCCCCCCCCCACCUCAGGCCCAGCCACAGGUCGCUCCACAGACCCAGCCGAAGGCGCAGCCCCAACCCCAGGCACCGGUCCAGCCGCCACCGCAAAAGCCAGUACAGCAGCAGCAGCAGCAGCAGCUGCAACAGCCGUUACCAGCAUUGCCACAGCAGCCGUCAGAACCAGCCCCUCCUCAGACACAAAACCGCAGCAGCAGCAGCCACUGCCGCAGAGCCCCACAGCAGCUACAGAACUCGCAGCCGCCUCCGCCGCAGGGCCAGAAGCGCCUCGAGCCCUCGCCGAAGCCCGAGAUCGUGGUGCCGCCUCUGAAGAUCCCCCAGCAGCCUGAGGCCAAGGAGAGCGCGGCCAGCAAGCCUGAGCCCGAGGCGGCCCCCGCCAAGCAGGCGAGCAGCAAGGCGGCCCCUGCGCCCGCGUCCAAGCAGAAGGAGAAGGAGCCCACGCCCGAGCCGCAGCCCGUGCAAGGCACACGAGACAAGAAGUGCGACUCCGAGAUUACUGCCAUAUUCAGUGUGGUUUCUUUUGUUGCUUGCAAGAAGGACAGCAAACAAGCAGUUGUGUUAGGUCAAGCUAGGUCAGCGUCGCCCAAGGAUCUAACAUGCUUGGCGUGCCGUAAGGCGAGAACGGAUGAAGCUUGUUAUAGUGUCUCGCAUCUAGCGAGGCGAUGUGAAAUGCCAGCAGUGAAAAGCACGGUUCACAUACAGAUAUCCUUGAUAGAUUUCCAGUGUCACGACUCAGAGAUAAAGUAA
This is a messenger RNA of Penaeus monodon (black tiger shrimp), 1355 nucleotides long. RefSeq names its product transcription factor SPT20 homolog. Lineage: Eukaryota; Metazoa; Arthropoda; Malacostraca; Decapoda; Penaeidae. The record is from RefSeq and is a predicted model, not a curated record.